Molecule: messenger RNA, 4448 nt
Organism: Anopheles funestus (African malaria mosquito)
Lineage: Eukaryota; Metazoa; Arthropoda; Insecta; Diptera; Culicidae
Product: gamma-aminobutyric acid receptor alpha-like
Exons: 7
Coding region: 1682-3640 (652 amino acids)
Biological process (GO): signal transduction; monoatomic ion transmembrane transport; nervous system process
Cellular component (GO): membrane; neuron projection; synapse
Molecular function (GO): extracellular ligand-gated monoatomic ion channel activity; transmembrane signaling receptor activity; neurotransmitter receptor activity
Source: RefSeq, a predicted model, not a curated record
UGGUUUGUUCUUGUUGUGCUCUUGCCCAUUCAAAUUCACAAAACUUACUCACAUGUAAAUGUUUGUCAACAACUUUAAAAAAAAAUAAAACACAUUAGAAAAAGUGUACCUCAAAGCAUCAGACUUUCCAUCAGGAAACUUUUCAUUUGACAAACAAAGUUACCGAGCGGCAGGAGAUAGUAAUAAAACAGCGGCAAAAAAAAGUUUACAUACAAACAGAAGAGCGAAGAACCAACGACAAAACAUAAUCAUAGAAUCGGGAGAAGACAAGUUGGCCAAAAACUUGUUCCAUUUCGAGUGCUUCACCCUUGCAAAACCCGGCACGAGAUAUUUAAUGUAGCAAAAGUGUUAAACUAUGCAACCGAGCGGCGUAUCAGAAAAAGCAUAAAUCUUAGCGCAUGAAAUACGUCGCUUAUGAGCGCGCGUCGUCCAGUAUGGCACGUGUAUUUGCUCACUAACUAUGAAUUCGCCUUCUGAGCGAACUGUUCUGUGGGGUUUGUAUUUUUUUUUCGUUCGUUGCUGCUUUGGUUUCGAAAUGUUUGUUUGCCGAACCAUGGACCAUGGAAAGUCACUCGCUUAUGGUUUUUAGGUCUAUUCUACCUCCGUUUUGCGCUCACACCUUUACGAUUGUUGUGGCAGCCCAGGUUCAGGUUGGCAAAUGUGAGCUGGAAGUGUGGUAAGGCAUUUAGGACACUCGCUGUAUGCCGGGAGUAGACAAAUUCGCCAGCAUCAAGUUCAUUGUAAUGUAAGCUGAAAGCAUCCCUCAGGGUGCUUCAGGUCAUAUUCUACAUUCUACGCCGAUGACCACCGACCGGUUUGGUGGACCGAUGGGUUUAAAACUUUGUGCGAGGUUUGCCACUGUAGUGGCACAAAAAAACGGCCAUGAAAGAAGGGUGAAAAAUGGCAGCCUGUGCAGAAGAAAAAAAAAAACGUCCGGAAGCCCAUCAAACGGUGGCAGAAAAAGUGUACCUUAGUUGAACGCCUUUACGCCGUUCGUUCCUUCCCUGAAGGGCUGAGAACGUCAGCUCACCACAAAACCACUAACAACCCUUUCAACUUUCAUCCUUUAUCUCUGUGUGUCGUUCGCGUGCGGAUGUUCCUUGUUGAGGAGCCGUUUUGUCGAUGUACACGAUUGUUUUUUUGCCUUCGCUCGCCUCUUCAUCUGCUUAUGAAUGUAUUUUCUCUUUGUUCCUUUUCAGGGCAACACCAGUACACCAGUUCCCGCGCAGGAUGAAUGAAGGCAGGAUGCAAUCGAACUGUUUCUGAUCAAUCGUUUAUUCGGUUCAUGGUGGUAAACCGAAUGUGGGUUACUGUGCUGCAAGCGAAAGCUGUGCGUCCAGAUUGCAUCCACAACAGGCUCGCGUGAAUUUCCAACCGAACAAAUGAUGCAGAUUGUGUUGUUGUUCCUGGUGACUUGUGAAUAAACCAAGAGCUCAGAAUGCGAUCGUGUCGAAGAGGGAACUAAUUCGAGUUUUUUUGUGCGGGCAGGGCACUACCCGAAAAACCAAUAUUCUUUUCCGACCAAAGGCGUCCCACGUGUUAAGGAACGGACACUCCACAGUGUCCACACGGCAACCACCAUCGGUACCAUCGGUACGGACAAAAGAUUGAUUAAGGAUAACGCGACGGUACGGCAGAAACGGCGGCUCAACGUCGUUUGCUGGGCCGAUCGCAAACAACCAUGGCCGUUGCGCACACGACGGCUGUCGGUUUGGUGGGAGCAAAUUUAUUCAUCACCAUCAAUCGCAUCAUCCUCGGGUCCUUCAGCAACAUAGCGAUCGGCAUCGGGACCUGCUACUUUCUUGCUCCGGCCGGUCCCGUCCACGGUGCCAUUCGGCUCACCCAGCGCAACAACCAUGCGAACAUAUCGGAACUGUUGGACAACUUGCUACGGGGCUACGACAAUAGCAUUCGACCCGACUUUGGAGGACCGCCGGCAAUCAUCGAGGUGGAUAUUAUGGUACGCAGCAUGGGGCCAAUCUCCGAGGUGGAUAUGACAUACUCGAUGGAUUGCUACUUCCGGCAGUCGUGGGUCGAUCGGCGGUUAGCAUUCAGCGGUGCCCAGGACACGUUAGCACUCAGCAUUUCCAUGCUCGGGCGCAUCUGGAAGCCGGAUACGUACUUCUACAAUGGCAAGCAAAGCUAUCUGCAUACCAUCACGACACCGAACAAGUUCGUGCGCCUCUACCAGGACGGACGUGUACUCUACUCUAGCCGACUUACCAUUAAGGCCGGCUGUCCAAUGAACCUGGAGGACUUCCCAAUGGAUACACAACGCUGUCCGCUGAAGUUUGGUUCGUUCGGCUACACCACGAACGAUGUCCUGUAUCGGUGGAACAGUGGCCGGACGGCCGUUUCCAUUGCAGACGACAUGAAGCUGUCCCAGUUCGAUCUGGUCGAAUGGCCGGCCGGAAACGUGACGGAUCGGGUAGUGCACAACACGGCCAGCGCUGGUGCGACCGUCCUGAAUGGGAUGAACAACGCCGACCUGGAGCUCGGUCUAGGACUUGAUGGAGGCGUCGGCCGUACAACGACGGGUGGCGAAGGCAACGGCAAGCUUUACAUGUCGGAAUAUUCUAUGCUACUGGUGAGCUUCCAUCUACAGCGGCAUAUGGGCAACUUUCUGAUACAAGUGUACGGGCCGUGCGUGCUGCUGGUCGUCCUGUCGUGGGUUUCGUUUUGGUUGAACCGCGAGGCAACGGCUGAUCGAGUUUCACUCGGUAUUACCACCGUACUGACGAUGACGUUCCUGGGUCUGGAGGCACGUACUGAUCUCCCGAAGGUGCCCUAUCCGACCGCGCUUGACUUCUUCGUGUUCCUUUCGUUUGCGUUCAUUUUCGCAACGAUCAUCCAGUUUGCGAUCGUACACUACUUCACCAAGUACGGUUCUGGCGAGUGUUACUUCAGUGUAGACGAGUUGACGUCCAGCUCGGAUGAGGACGAUAGUGACCGAGAGGUGACAGAACGCAAUGGAGCCGGUUCGUCUACCACCCAGCAUCACUCCAUCAACAUCGGCCCAUCCACGUCCAGCCGAUGUGUUGGCAAGCGUUGCUCUACGAUAACCUCCAUCAGUGGGGCUCAGGGUAGUACCUCGACCGAUUCACGCAUCAUCGAGGUUAUUCCGCUGUCCGUGUGUUCUUUCCCACUCACACCAAUGCGGAAGACACCCAAAUCAUCCUGGACGGAUGUUUCUUGUUUCGGUGGAGGUUCGUGUGGCAUCGAAGAGUCUACGAGUGAUCCACAUGCCGGAAGCGGUUCCUCCACGGCAGAGCGGACAGGUACGUACGGGGCCUCCAUUGAUACUGCCACUACCUCGUCCUCGUUUACGUCCACACCGACGGCCACGACGUCCCUCGGUGGUAAGCAUCGACAGCGUUCUGGAACAUCCACAAACCGAUCCGGGACGACACAACAUCUUACCAUUAAUGCGCCGCUGACAGCGUCGGAAAUACACGGUGCCAACGGACAUCGGACACGCAGGCGCAGGAAACGAGCGCCUCGGUUCAAUUCGGUGUCCAAGAUCGAUCGUGCCUCGCGCAUCUUCUUCCCACUGCUGUUCCUGGCCAUCAAUGUGUUCUACUGGUAUCUGUAUCUGUCGCGCAGCGAGCGGCUGCCACAGCAACAUCACAAGACCGGCUAGAGAGAUGGUUUUUCACAAACAAGCAACAACAAAAAAAAGAAUUAAGAUGCUGCCGAUCCUUCCCGGGAAGGUAUUAGAAAGAUAGAGAUAAAAACAAAAUUGUUUAACAAAAGUCAAACGACGAAAUAAAACUAAAAACCAAAUAAUGAGAGUAGUGUAUGGAUCUGUGCCCUCCACGAAAGGUCGCUCAAACGUCGUAAAAGAAAGUAAGUAGUAACAGUAGUAAGGAAACGAAACAAAUUGAACAGCAAGCUAAAACUAACAGUGUUUAUAACAUUAAGCAAGCGAAUCAACCGUUACGCGUAGUGUAGUGAAAUGUAAAAUUGCUAACAAUUGUAUGUGCCAAUGUCGAAAGAAAAAACAAAAUAAAAGUUAGAAAUGAAGCAGUUAAAGAUAACUAAGUUAAAGAGCGUGUAUGGUAAAAUAAAGAAAUAAACGUUAGGAAACAAAGGAAACCGAACAGUGAGCAGAACGGCAACAUUACUAUAUUCAAUUGUCAGUUAGAAUUCGCGUUGGGACCAGAUGCGCUUACUAGAAAGAAUUGAUUAACGACUGGGUAUGGGAAUAUUCGGGGCAGAAUUAGUGAUUGCACAGCAUCAGCAAAGAAAGGCAGGGAGUUUCUGGUCAAUUUAUCGGGCAAUCGCUCCACCGUGAAGGGUUGGCGGAUGUGUGCCGCCGCAGUACAAGUUGAUAGCAAAGCAAAACGUUACCACUAGCAGAGAUUUAAAGUAAAUUUAAAACAAAUUGCCCAUAGUAAACGAUGUUGGAUGUGUGUCGGAAGUAGUAUAAAUAAAACCAAUAGUGUUCA